AAGACUAAAGGGACUUGACAGCACAGUGUGUCGGGAUGUGGUUUUAAUAAUUUGGCAUAGUUAAACAAUUUGAAAUGCAGUAAUUAGGACUUGUAGUAAUAUUUCAUUUUAUGACAUUUUAGACAUUUUAUGUCUUGGGAUGCUGAAUUAACAAAUACUUAUUUUAGCGUUCUCUAAUCAAGAAUGGAGGUUGAUAUGAAUCAAUUUGUCAGAUUGGGAAACAUUUUGAGCUUUGAAUAAAUGGUAUAAUCAAUAGGAUUGUAGACAAACCACUGUAGUGGCAGCACAUGUCUGCUGUUAUGGACUGAAAAUAUGCCCUGUGAGGAUGAUUCAACCACAUAAAAUCUAGACAGGUAAAAAAUAUGAACCUCCCUUCACUGUUCAUCUAAAGUUAAGAAAGAUUUCUGUGUAGAUAGGCUGGAGUUCAUAAGACUCUACCAUCUUGCUUCCCUAAACAAAUCACAUUCUUUACACCCUUCGAACCACAUUCACGUCAAUAGAGCAGCAGUGACGCAUACAGGUGCUGUGGAUUACUCUUGCGCGGCCAACGUCAAUAAGCCAAAAGAAACAGUUGUUUCUAUAGUCACUGCUGAGGAUUGAUUCACGCAUAAGGAUCAACAUGACUAAGACUGACCAAUGAAGAAGAAAAACGUUAAGGAAUUCAUUUUGAAGCUAACCCUUAACCAUGAAGUAGCCUUGGAAUGUUUGGUGUGGAGCACCUGAAUGAAGUUUUGACAGUGUUAAGAUGCUGUCUCAAAAAUGUCUCAAGAUGUGUUACCACAAAUGGCUUUGCUUGGUGUCACUCUUUCCUACUUUCUACAAUUUCAAAAAUGUAUGACAUAGUGGGAGCACGGGACUGUGUGGCCUCUCAAACUGCUGUACACCAACAGCUGUUCUGAUGAUGAUAGGACACAGGAAGGCCCUUAUGCUGCUCUCUGAGCCAUUUAAAUUUUAAAGAUCCUCUGAAGAGUCAGCUGUAGGCCUGUGAGUGUGUGUGUGUGUGUAUGUGUGUGUGUGUGCAGAGGGACAACUCUCCACUCUCUGCCACUUCUCUAGAUUUGUUGGCUUGGGAAAUUCACAUGCAAAAAGUCUCCUGAGUGUUCUUUAACUCGGUUCAGAGAUUCACAGGGUGCUUUACAUCCAGGAAAAUGGGAGCCUUUAUUGCUAAGAUGUUGUUGCCUACCAUCAGCAGUUUGGUGUUUCUGCCUGCAGCCAGUGUUGCCGCAAAGAGAGGCUUCCACAUGGAGGCCAUGGUCUACUUCUUUACAAUGUUCUUCACAUCGAUCUAUCAUGCGUGCGAUGGACCAGGCCUGUCAGUUCUGUGUUUCAUGAAAUAUGAGAUUUUGGAGUAUUUCAGCGUUUAUGGUACAUCAAUCUCUAUAUGGGUUACAUUAUUAGCUCUGGGAGAUUUUGAAGAGCCCAAGCGCUCCACGCUCACCAUGUUUGGAGUGCUUACCUCUGCUGUGAGGAUAUACCAGGACCGCUGGGGCUAUGGCAUCUACUCUGGCCCCAUUGGCACAGCUGUGCUCAUGAUCACAGUCAAAUGGUUACAAAAAAUGAAAGAGAAGAAGGGCCUGUACCCAGACAAAAGUGUGUACACUCAGCAAGUGGGACCGGGAUGCUGCUUUGGAGCCCUGGCUUUGAUGCUUCGCUUCUAUUUUGAGGAGUGGGACUAUGCUUACGUGCACAGUUUUUACCACCUGUCAUUGGCUGUGUCCUUCGUACUUCUGCUGCCAAAGAAGAACCGCUAUGCAGGGACAGGGCGCAAUGCAGCCAAACUCAACUGCUACACACUCUGCUGCUGUACAUCCCAACCUUCAGUAAAAGCGAAUGCUCGAUCCAUUUGGACGACACCACAAAAGCCAUGGAUGCGGGCAUGCAGUCCUGGCCUUCCAUUUCGCCACUCGGUUACAAUGUAACACGGAAAGAUGUCUGCUACCAGCAAUUCAACAGUGUGGCCAGUUAUAUGACCUUCAGGCAAGCCAAGAAUGUGUGGGCCAACAUAGUCAUUCAGCACAACACAGAUUUUAAUGUUGAAAGAUGCCCUUGUAAAGUUUGGAGCAAAAGGCUACUAAAGGCUUAGCCUCCAAAUGUGUAGACAUAUGAAGUGGUUGUAUAAAACCAAGUAGUCAUAGGGUUACUAAGACGGCUGACGUCCAGCUGGAAAGUUUACGAGUCGCGAAACAUAGCAGACAUUUUAUUUCUCCAGAAUGAAUAAAUUGUCUUUUAAGAUGUACCUCAGGAGAGAUUGCUUGUCUACAUUUCUCUAAGAGAAAUGGCCAUUAAAUGCAGUUAAAAAUGCUGAAAAAUACCAGAACUAAAAAAACCCCCAACCAAAUCUUAUUCUUCAUAUUUAUUGUCAUGUCAUUUGGUACAUCAGCCAUCUGAACACAGCUGAAAUAAACUAAAAUGUUCCAGGAACAAGAAGAAAACAAUCAUUCUGAUGUGUCUUGCAGCAGGUGGAAAGUAGUGUGUUUAUUCCAGUGUACUGACCGUUUUUUUCCCUUUGAAAUUUAUGAUGUAGUUAUGCCAACAACUGUGUAAAUAUAUUUAUUUUUUUGUAAUACCAAUACUAGUUGAAGGUUGUAAUUUCAUUAUUUU
This is a messenger RNA of Ictalurus punctatus (channel catfish), 2601 nucleotides long. RefSeq names its product myomaker, myoblast fusion factor (gene mymk). Lineage: Eukaryota; Metazoa; Chordata; Actinopteri; Siluriformes; Ictaluridae. The transcript has 6 exons. Gene Ontology annotation, cellular component: plasma membrane. Bases 1149 to 1919 code for a protein of 256 amino acids. The record is from RefSeq and is a predicted model, not a curated record.